AUGGACCGUCAGAAAGGGGUGGAUACACGGUACACCAAGCUCUCAAUUGCCCCUGAAUACUGCGAAACCCGAACCCAAGCGAGCGAACGAUCGAAGAACGAUGCGACAGCGAGACUGGCUGACAGUCUGGCACAAAGCCGAAGUCACAGAAUGUCGCGAGUGUGCUUGGGUAUGCGUAGGGGCGUGAGAGAGGUGCCGCGGUGCAGCUUGUCGUCAUUUCGCACAAACGGGAGACGGCGGGGGGGGGGGCUUAAAACCAAAUCAACAACUUCAUAUUCUGCCUCGGGAAAUCUGGGAGUCAUCCGACAUCAGUACCAUCGUCACUUGUACAAGGCGCACUCCUGA
Molecule: messenger RNA, 345 nt
Organism: Colletotrichum higginsianum IMI 349063
Lineage: Eukaryota; Fungi; Ascomycota; Sordariomycetes; Glomerellales; Glomerellaceae
Exons: 2
Coding region: 1-345 (114 amino acids)
Source: RefSeq, a predicted model, not a curated record